AUGCCGUCCUCAGUCACGCCUGAGGCCCGUUCCUGGCAGCCGCUUACAGGUGCAAGGAAAAGGCAGACUGAUCCUGCAAGAUCCAUGAGAUGCAAGGCCCUGGCUCUGCUCGCGGCCCUUCCGGUGCUGGCAAUCGCCCAGGCCAACGACGCUUGCAUCUCCUUGAAGGACUCUAGGGCUUGCACGGCCUUUCAGUCUGCCUCCGUGUCCAAGAACGGUGCCCUAAUACAGACCUAUCCCUUUUUGCAAUUCGUCUCCGAUAGCGCGUCCUUCGACUAUCAGUUGACAGAUUACGUCAAAACAUCUUAUGUGAAAGACAAAUACCAGAAUGUCUUCGGCUGCGGCGGCAUAAACUUUACCAAUCCCGGCAAUAUGUACGCACGAUACACGACCACGGUGCUGUGCAAUUCUCUCGUCCAGCGUUCCGUCAGCGACUGCAAGUUGUCGCAGCAAGACUCGCGACCCGUGUGCGCCGACACGUGCGCUGAAUUCGCCCAGAGCGAGGCCUUUGUCUCGGCAGACGAGGACCUCUGCACCAGUCCCAAUUCAGACCUGAACAAGCUGAUCAGGGCCGACUUUACCACGUGCUCUCUGCCCGACGGCGCCCUCUCGGGUCGGUGCGUCUCCGGCUCCGACAACGAGCCCGAAAACUGCGGCUUUGGUAAUAGCACCGUCGGUCUCUGCUCGUACUGCGCGGCCGGCGGCAUCAACUCGACCGACACGUGCUGCUACGGCGCCAAUGCAGAAAAGCGCUGCCGAGGCGUCCACCUGCCCUCUAUCACCCCGACCCUGACGUUUAGCACGCCGACGGCAACCUCUUCGCCGACGGACACGUCAGGGGCCAACACCAGCGGCACCGGCGGCGGCCGCGGCCUGAGCGGCGGUGCAAUCGCCGGCAUCGUCAUCGGAGCUCUUGCUGGCCUGGCCAUAUUGGCCUUUCUCCUCUUUCUCUGCAUCAGGAUCAUGAGGCGGAGGGAUGGGAGUCAAAAGGGAAGCAUCUUCAACCAGCCGUCUCCGGCUAGGAGAGGACCGGCCGUGUCACAAGCGAAGCCGACGCCCGAGGGCUACGAGGUGCUUCCCGGGGGGCGCGUUGCACGCAUGUCGGCCUUGGAGGGGCACUCUGGCGGCGCGUCGCCCGCGGUCGCCGGCCCGCAGUCCGGGCCACGCGGCAUACUUCGACCGCCGGCUGCCUCGCGAAGGAAGGGCUCCCUGUCGAGCGGGUCUCUGCUCGAGGGCCAUCAAUCACCCAGCAGCGGUGCCGAACACUCGUCACCCAUUGGCAUGGCCAGCCAAAACUCGGAGCAGUUGCCCUUUUUCAAGGACUACUACUCUCAAGACGACAUUCACCCCGGGGACAAGGUGGCUGUUCUGUGGGCCUACCAGCCUCGGGCCGUUGACGAGUUUGCUCUGGAGCGCGGAGACAUGCUCAAGGUGGCGGGCAUCUGGGACGACGGCUGGGCGACGGGCGUCAUGGUGGACGAGCGAGCGGAAGAGUGGGAUGCCAGGCGACAGGCGCAACGCGACAGCGGCGUCUCUAAUGCGACGGAGCCGCGCGGCAACUCGCCGAUAUCCACGCAGCGGGAGAUGAAGGCGUUUCCGCUCGUCUGCGUCUGCCUUCCAGAGCAUUGGAGGAAAACGAUUGAGGGCGAUGUCUCGACGGACUCGGCGCCCGCUGGUGCCGGAAGAGCCCCCGCGGACGGACACUGA
Hirsutella rhossiliensis is the source of this 1707-nucleotide messenger RNA. Its product is annotated as SH3 domain-containing protein. The record is from RefSeq and is a predicted model, not a curated record. Lineage: Eukaryota; Fungi; Ascomycota; Sordariomycetes; Hypocreales; Ophiocordycipitaceae. Gene Ontology annotation, molecular function: protein binding. Bases 1 to 1707 code for a protein of 568 amino acids. The transcript has 5 exons.